GAUGAGAUCCCUCAAAAACCUUUUUCUUUAUGAAUGUCUGUUUACAUUAACUUUUUGGAACAGUAUCAGCUUGUCUGUAGGAAAUGAACACUCUACAUCUGUUUUUCAUUAUCUUCCAGAGGAUUAUUCUGACAACAAAAUCAAGAGUCUGCCACUAUUGAAUAAAAAUAGUCAUAAAUCCAGAGCUAGUUCUGAUUGGGUUGUAAUACAGAAUACUACAGAAAGCCUAUCACUAUCAGAGAUCAAAAAUAAAGAUGUAAAUAAAUUAAUAGCUCUAUUAUCAAAUUUCAAAAAAGGCUCCAGAUUACAAUAUCUGACAUUGUCGAAUAUUUCAGUGAACUGGAUAUAUUUUGUUAAAAUUCUUCAGACUAUAUGGCACUCAUCCAUUGAGUACGUCAAUGUCAACAGUAUGACACAGCUGUCAAAUAUUGUCCCUUACAACUUUGAUUAUUCUGGUACCUCUAUGAAGGCACUAACAAUGAAGAAGGUUUUAAUCACAAGUUUAUAUUUUACACAGGAUGACAUAUACAAAAUAUUUUCAGACAUGAACAUUGCGUCCUUGACCAUAGCUGAAUCAGAGAUGAUACAUAUGUUGUGUCCUUCCUAUGACAGUCCCUUCAAAUACUUAAAUUUUUUAAAGAAUGAUUUAACAGAUCUGCUUUUUCAAAGUUGUGAAACAUUAAUUCACCUGGAGAAACUUAUCUUGGGGAGAAAUAAAUUUAAGAGCCUGUUCCGGGUGAGCCUAAUGACCAGCCAUAUGCAAUCGCUGAGCUAUUUGGACAUGAGCAGCAACAUGCUGCAUUACGAUGGGGCUGAGGAGCACUGCCAGUGGGCCGACUCCCUGACGGAGCUGGACUUAUCCUCCAACCAGCUGACGGAGUCCGUGUUUGAGUGCUUGCCGGUCAAUAUCAAAAGGCUGGAUCUACAGAACAACCAGAUUGCGAGUGUGCCCAAAGGGAUUGCUGAGCUGCAGUCCUUGAGAGAGCUGAAUCUGGCUUCGAACCGUCUAAGCGACCUGCCCGGCUGCAGCAGCUUUCCUGCGCUGGCAGCCCUGAACAUCGAGAUGAAUUCAAUCCUCGCGCCGUCGACGAACUUUGUCGCGAGCUGCCAGCGCGUGGGGGAGCUGCGAGCGGGGCACAACCCGUUCAAGUGCUCCUGUGAGCUGCGGGCCUUCAUCCGCCUGGAGAGGCAGUCUGGGGGGAAGCUGUGGGGCUGGCCCGAGGCCUACGUGUGCCAGUACCCGGAUGACCUGCGCGGAACCGAGCUGAAGGACUUCCACGUGAGCGAGCUGUCUUGCAACACCACCCUCUUGCUCGUGAUCGCGCUGCUUGUGACACUGGUGCUGGUGGCCGUCGUGGCCUUUCUGUGCAUCUACUUUGAUGCCCCGUGGUACAUUCGGAUGACUUGGCAAUGGACGCAGACGAAGCGGAGGGCUUGGCACGAGUACAAGUUGAUCUUUGUGCUGUCUCCCAACUUUGUGCAGAGCGAGUGGUGUCACUAUGAGCUCUACUUUGCCCACCACAAGUUAUUUAGCGACAGCUCCGAUAGCUUAAUCCUCAUUUUACUGGAGCCGAUUCCUCCGUACAUCAUUCCUGCCAGGUAUCACAAGCUGAAGGCUCUCAUGGCCAAGAGAACGUACCUGGAGUGGCCAAAGGAGAGGAGCAAGCAUGCCCUUUUCUGGGCUAACUUGAGAGCAGCAAUUAGCAUUAACCUGCCUAUGGCUGAUGGACACAGCUGUGGGGAAUGUAAUUAA
Tinamus guttatus (white-throated tinamou) is the source of this 1753-nucleotide messenger RNA. Lineage: Eukaryota; Metazoa; Chordata; Aves; Tinamiformes; Tinamidae. The record is from RefSeq and is a predicted model, not a curated record.